AUGAUUGUAAAGGGUGGCGGACACCUUUAUACCAUUUCUCCAAAUGAGACAGAAGAGAGAAGAAGACAAAAUAACAAUCAUAUAGUUGAUAGAACAUCGUUAAUUCAUUCUAAGUUUUCUUCAGUUCAUAAACUAGUAUAUUCUGUUUUACAUACUAAUAUAUCUAAACAUUAUUCUAUUCCAUCAAUGAUUAAGAAUGAUAAUAGAAGACCAUUAUUUAUAUGGAAUAAUUUUAAUAAUCAAAAUAACGAUGAAAAAAUUAUAGAAUUGAAUAAAAAAAUUUCUACUGAAGAUAAUAAAAAAAAAUGUUUUUUUCGCUAUAUUAAACCAACAUUUUGGUUUAAAAAUAAAAACCAUCAAUUAAAUGAAGAAUUAUUUGAAAGUAAUAAUAUUUAUAAUAAAAAAGAUUGUUCAACAAAUAUUCAUGAAAGUGAUAUAUCAAAAUUUGGUUCAUUUAUGUGUUUAUCUAAUGAACUAAAAUCAACAAUUCAUACAAAAACAUCUUCAUUACCAACAAAUAUAAAUAUUAAAUGUAAAAGUAAUUCCUGUAUGUUUGAUCAUGAUGAUAAAAAAACUGAUCAAACUUUUAUUAUUGAACAAUCUUUAUGUCCCAAAAUUAAUGGUUAUCAAAUUAUAAAACAUAUUGCUUAUGGAGGUUUUUCAACAGUUUAUCAAGCCAAACAUCUUUUGACAUCCGUUUUAGUAGCUAUAAAACAUGUUGAUAUCAAAAAAAUGGCAGUUGAAAAUGGUAAAAAUAUUAGUGAUACUAAUAUACCCUUUCAUGAGAAAUAUAAGAAAGAAUUAAAAAUGUUAAAAAAUGAAAAAUCAAUUUUACAAAAAAUGAAUCAUAAACAUAUUGUUAAACUUUAUCAUGUAAUUGAAAGUCCUGAUUUGAAAUAUUUUACAUUUGUAACAGAGUUAUGUGAUGGAUUAGAUUUAUUUGAUGAAAUUUUAAAAAAUGGACCUUUUAAUUAUAUUGAUACAAAAUAUAUUUAUUCACAAUUUAUUUUUGGUCUUCAUUAUCUUCACACGCAUAAUAUUGCACAUCUUGAUUUAAAACCUGAAAAUGUUAUAGUUUCAAAGAUUGGUCAUGUUAAAAUUAUUGAUUUUGGAAUGGCUUUAGAAUUUACACAUGCUGAUACAACUAUGGCUUCAUUUGGUGAUUUAAAAAUUGAUGAAAUUAUAAAUGAUAGUAAUAGACAUAAAAUAAAAAUUGUUAGUGGGUGUGGUACAUUAAAAUAUAUGGGACCAGAAAUAUUGAGAUCAGAACCUUUUAAUCCUUUUCAAGCUGAUAUUUGGGCUGCAGGAUUAAUUUUAUAUGUAAUGAUUAAAGGAUCAUUCUUAUUUGAUGGUACAUAUAAAAAUGAUGUUUUAGAUGAAAUAAAAAAAAAAUUUGAUGUUAUGAGAGCUAAAUCACAUUCACCACAUAUUGGAAAAAAGAAAGAAAUAAUUGAUAGAGGAUAUUUAUAUCAUACAAGAUACCCAAUAAUUACUUCUUCUGUUGUAAAAAUUAAAAAUCAAUCUUCAAAAUUUUUAUAUUUUACACAGUAUCAUGAUAUUGAUUAUUUAUUAGUUAAUAUGCUUCGUAUUCAUCCUUAUAGAAGAUGGAAUACUGAUCAAAUAAUAAGUAAAACAGAUUUUAUUAUAAAAGACACAACAGUUUGCCAUGAAAUUGAGAAAAGAAAAAAAAUAAGAAAAAGAAGUAGUAAAACAUCAUUUUGUGGUUUGGUAGGACAAUUAAAAACUAAUAGUAUUAAUGAUAUUACAAUAGAAGAUAAAAUAAAAUUUGAUGAUAAAAGAUUAAAACAGAUGAAAGCUCUAGGUUAUUGUAUUCAAUCAACAAAAGAAUCAAUAAGAAAAAAUUUAUAUGAUACCCCUCAUUCAAUUUACAAUUUAUUAGGUGUUCAACAUCAACAAUAUUUUUAUAAGUAA
Molecule: messenger RNA, 1932 nt
Organism: Strongyloides ratti
Lineage: Eukaryota; Metazoa; Nematoda; Chromadorea; Rhabditida; Strongyloididae
Product: Maternal embryonic leucine zipper kinase
Exons: 2
Coding region: 1-1932 (643 amino acids)
Biological process (GO): protein phosphorylation; intracellular signal transduction
Cellular component (GO): cytoplasm
Molecular function (GO): ATP binding; protein serine/threonine kinase activity
Source: RefSeq, a predicted model, not a curated record